Molecule: messenger RNA, 2171 nt
Organism: Mya arenaria
Lineage: Eukaryota; Metazoa; Mollusca; Bivalvia; Myida; Myidae
Product: monocarboxylate transporter 12-like
Exons: 7
Coding region: 161-1807 (548 amino acids)
Biological process (GO): monocarboxylic acid transport; transmembrane transport
Molecular function (GO): monocarboxylic acid transmembrane transporter activity
Source: RefSeq, a predicted model, not a curated record
CGUGCAGAACACCAAUUCAAUGUCAAUGUUCUAAUUUAUAAAAGAUCUGAGACUUAAUACAUAUAAAUGGAAAACAGGCGGCUUUAUUUAGAAAGGCAAGUUUGCUUACACUCAUGUUCAACUGUUAUACAUUACUGAGGUAAGGAAGUAAGGCAGAGAGAUGGUGGAAAUAGAGGAAAAAAUAGACCAUCCUUGUGAUGAAGACAUACCACUGCAAAGUAAGGAAUCCCGUGGCGAAUGUUCCACCAAUGGAGGGAAAGGUUCUGAAGAUGAAAGGCCGGGCGAAGAGGUGGAGGUGACCAAUAUAUUGAUAGAUUUGAGCGAAGAUAAAGUACCAGAUGGAGGAUGGGGAUGGAUGAUUGUCUUCGGAGCUUUUCUGGUUCAUGCACUCAUGGGAGGGUUUGAGAGGUCCAAUGGUGUGUUUUACCUGCAGUUUAAGGAGAAGUUCAACCGCUCGGCCACCGAGACUGCCUGGCUUCUAUCCAUAUUCUCAACACUUAGGCUUGCAAUGGGUCCUGUAGCCAGUGCCCUAUGUAACAAGUUUUCCUGCCGGUUUGUGGUGAUCCUGGGCUCGGCGAUCUGCACCCUGGGUGUGCUGAUCUCAGCCUUCAUGCCCGACUUGCCCUAUUUAUACCUGACAUACGGGGUACUAGGGGGAGUGGGGAGGUCCUUCACAUAUACACCCAGUCUCAUCAUUGUGGGCUACUACUUUAAUAAAAAAAGAGGUUUGGCGGUUGGUUUGGCCACUUCCGGAGUUGGCAUCGGAUGUUUCGUGUUCCCUCCUGUGGUAGAGAUCAUGUUCAACCACUAUGGGUUUGAAGGAACGCUCCUCAUCUUAUCUGGAGUGAUCAGCAACUUCUUUAUUUGUGGCGUCUUGUUUAGGUCACUUGAGCUGCACAAGAAAAUUAUGAAACAAGACAGAAUUAAAAAGAUGCGGAAAGAAUGUUCUACAAAAGGCGAACCAGUUGAAAAUUUGUUACCAGUUUCCAUGGUAACCAGACAACAGAACCUCCUCUCAUCGCAGUCAGCCGCCAAAAUGUCAUCCGCAAUCGAAAUAACUGCAAACUACAAAAUUGAAGCAUCCAAGACUUCUAUAUUUAGGAGAAAAUUAUCACAUGUGAAAACAGCUAUAAAAGGGAAGGAUAAACCAAAAACAGAAAAAGAAAAGAAACCUCUCUUGGAACUCUCACUUUUCAAAAAUUUUGGUUUUACCGCUUUGUGUUUACAGUUAUUUUUGUACACUUUAGCUUUCAAUUUGACGUUUGUUUUCUUACCAGCGUUAGCCAAAGAAAAGGGCAUAUCUCAACUAGAUGGUGCGUGGUUAUUGUCAGUCUUGGGCAUUUUUGACGGCAUUGCUAGAGUAGCAAUGUCAACAGUGCUUGAUCUAAAGAGAGUAAAACCUUACCGGCUUAUUAUCUACAAUGGGGUCAUGUUUGGAAAUGCCAUAGUCUCCAUAAUGCUGCCAUCAAUGACCAAAUUCUGGCACUUUGCCGUUAUGAGUGGAUUGUUUGGCCUUCUGUCAGGGACAUACAUUUCACAGAAAUCGGUUGUGGUGGUGGACGUCCUGGGGGUUGAGUCUCUUUCAAGCUCCUUCGGACUACUGCUCCUCUUUCAGGGACUCAGUGCUCUUAUUGGGCCAACUGUCGGAGGUUUAUUUAAAGACAUGCUAGGAAGCUAUGACAUGGCGUUUUAUUUUGGCUCAAUUGGAAUCAUUCUUGGAGGCCUAGUGAUGGGGGUGGGAAAUGUAUGGAUAUAUCGCCAGAAACGCAGGCAACGAGAAGCCGAUACACAGACAACAGACAGAUGAAAGACAUGACAACUAGAACCCAUGAUAGAUAUAGUGAUUAUACAUAUGAUACAUGACAGUUAACUUAGUGAAAAUAUAUUUAAAGUAAAUUAUGUGGGCAUACAUGUACAAAUGAGCAUGGAAUUGAUAAAAGAAUGGUCUAGUGGUAAUGUUGUUCAACUCACCCUAGAGGUUUGGCUUUCGAGGCCCCCCUCCCCCCCCCAGUGAAAAGUUCUGUUUUCUUCUCAGAAAGGACACAUGUACUGGUUUAAAUUUACCCUGGAAACAGACUUGAGAGAAAUUCAUAUCAGCUGACAGCUGUUUUCACAAUGGAGCUAAGGGCUAUUCCAGUAGAACAUGUAACCCAUGGGGGGAUGGCAAUUAU